ACUUGAGCGUUUGAACUUGUAAUAUUUCAAUCAAUAAUUUCUACAAUUACAUGAAACACAUACUCGACGUGUUUUUCGAAAAAUGUGAAAGAACUACUUAAUAAAGUAAUCUAAGGUGAAAAACAGUCAGAGCAUAACAAUAUGACUGCAUUAUUAUUAGCAAUCAUUUCGUUGCUUUAUGACUGUAAAUAAUAUUUAGAUAGAAAACGCAAAAAAAAAAAAAACAAAAAGAAAAACUUCUGAACAAAACUUAAUCUAGAUCACUUGAUGAAAUUCGCUAUCACACAAAUAGUUGUAUUAGAUUACCUACCUAUUGAUUGAAAUUUAAUUUUCGGAUAUUCGUUUCGAAUAGUAUUAUUUUGAUUUUUCCGUUUCAUUUGAAACGAAAAUUGAAAAAUGAGGUUCUCUGACACAAGGCAAGCAUGAAAUGAACGAAGCUAACAUCGAAAGAUGUCUGGUCGAUGUGUCUGUACAUAAUCAUACAUAUACUGAACUUACACAAUUCUGUACUCGAUAAUAACGUCUGAAAAAUGAACUUUAAUUCGUACUAUUCCCAUGUGUACAUGUAUGUGUACAUAACUAUUGCUGAUUGUGCUUAAUGUUAACGUUUCAAAGUCUGUUAUAUGCUACAGAUAUAUUAGCGCAUCUAGGUAGCCAUCUUUACUUUAUAUACAAAUUAUUUACGAUUUUUGUAUCAUUCACAAUUUUUCUAAUCCUUUAUUCCAGUGGAGGAAAACAUUAAAGAGAAUGCAAGAGAAAUUGAAGAAAAAGAGACGUAAAGAGAACAAAACGGAGAUCUAUUUUAGAGUUUCAUGUUCGAAGUGGGCAAUAACUGCUCCAGAAAAUCGUUAUACAGCAUCGUUCUCAUGCUUUGUGAUAUAUUUUUUUAUAGGAAAAAUUUUAGGCUUUGAAAUGUUGCAUUUCAUAAAACCGUAGUCCCAGCAUCUAAUAAAUAAUUAGAAUAUAAACAUAUUAUAUGCUCCAUGGCGACUACUAUGUCAUAAUAAAAAGGUUAUUCAGAGGUUUGGAACUUUUUAACUGACUCGUUUUAUCAAAACUUGGUGGGCACCAAUGCUUGAUCAAAUCAAUACAACUGUUUUGGUAUAAUUUUCUUUCAAGAAAUUAGUGCUCAUCAAACUUUGAUGGAACAGAAAGCUGCAAACUUUUGUCGAAAUCUUUAUAUAGCUACGAUUAUUUUUCAUAAUACAGCAAUACAAGUAUAAUUAUAAACAAUAAGUCAUAUACCUACAUUGCAGUUGUAUCGUGAAGCGAAAAAAAAAAUUACGAAAAAUAAAUUGAUAAAUUUGCACGUUUAGUAUAAUGAAUCUGAAUAUGGUGUUGAAGAAUAGAUCAACAAACAACCAAGAGAUUAAUUAACACGUUAAACGCCCCCGUCUGGCGAAAGAAAGCAUUAAUUUCUUGAAAUCUAUACUGUACUCAAAUGUCUAAUUACCAAUUUUCGUUAAAAAGUCUAUGUUUUGAAUACACUGAUUCAUGAAUGGUUUAUGAUUGGUAUUGAAAUUGCAGUGGGGUUGAGUUAGAUGUAUUUCUUUCCAAAUUAUCAUUCUCAAAAAUUGAAGCCAUAGGUGCGUUUUACAGAGAUAUUUUACCAAUGAAUGAUUUACCAAUUUACUACGAAUGUUUUGAACAAUUUUCAUUUAUGAAUAAUUGUACAGACAAGCGUACAUAUGUUAUAUAUGUAUUAUAUUCUGAUCUUUAAUACGUUAACUGAGACCUAUUUACAAUCAACCUUAUCGCAGCAAUACGACAUUGUGUAGGUCCAUUCUGAAACAAAAAAAUUCAUUAUUUAUCUUAUAUUGAAUAUGCAAGGUGUAGAAAGGCUAUUGCUACAGCAAAUGUUUCAUUGUAAUGAUUAUUACCAUUGAAUUAUAAAUUAAUUUACGAUGAUCAUAUUUAAAUAAUUAUUAUCAGGUAAAUUAAUUACCAGAAAUAAUGAUGCUUACAUAAAAGAAAAAAAAAAUCAUGAAAAUGGAAUCAAAUGUGUUGUUAUUUUUUUUCCAUGCACUUAAUAAAACUUCAUUAUAAUAUGUAUUUACUUCUGAUUGGUUGUAAUCACGCGAAACAAAGAAAUAAAAACGGUGUUUUCUCUCUAUGACGUGAAACGUGCCUGCCUGCCAAACUUGUAGAGGCUGUCUGUACUGUCUUUGCAAAUAUAUUAAGAUCGGCUUCAAGAUUGGAUACCAGUGUAUGAACAAAGUUUGAAUUGUUGUAGGAAAAAUAUUACCAAAAUCUCAAUUUUUGUACAACAUUUAAAAGUAUCGUUUCGCAAAUUAUUAAAUCUUCAAACCAUGUAAUUUAAUCAAAAGAUCACACAUCAUUAUGGAGGCAAUGAAUUUCAAACCAGAAGGCUCUGUAAUAUCCAUACAUCCGCUAAUCAUUACAAAAAAAGACUUUUAUCGAGUUCCAAAGAUAUCGGAGAGAAUUUAUCGGCCUGGAGUACUGGAAGGUAACUGGUUCGAAGACUCUGCACCAGUGACACCGGUGGAAAAGGACCAAUGGGCUAGUUUAUGUGAAACUAGUUACCGACCAUACAAGACCGAACUAUUGACAAGACCCAAGUUUGAGGCAUGGAAGCAAAGAAUAUCAACUCAGGGAAUUGGAGCUAGACUGUUGAUCGACCACCACGGAACAAAGUAUCAUAAUAAUUGGACAACGACUAAUGAUCUGAGUUUCAAAAUAUUACCACAAGGACAGGAUAGGCCUUUGCGUAGAACAUUUAGUGCACGAUGCAAAGAAUGGCUACCUGCUCAAGACUAUGCUAAAGUCUAUGGUAAUAUGACAAAAUAUGGGUUGGCUGAAUUCAUGAGACAUAAAUGGUUUAUUGAAAGUAAGCCGACACGCCCUUGGCGCACUAAUUAUCAAGAUGAUUUUCCUAAUUAUGAGAAUGCAUCAUCUGUUCGGUAACUAAAUUUUUUGUGGCAGUGCUUUUGCUAUUUAACACUAGCAUAUAGAUGACUUAAAAACUUGUUAAUAAUUUUGUAAAGUUUUCUCAAGCCGAAAGCAUCUUUGAAUGAGCCGGACUUGAGACACUUAGGCUUCGAUCUAUCAGCUCCCCAUCAAUCCUGUCCAAUAGCGUUCAAGAUAGAGAGUUCACUGCCAUACCUUCAGAAUGUGUUGAUUGAAGAAAAGGCAGUAGCCCAAUGCUAGAGAUUUGAUUUGCAAUUGAUACUUCACUUCACUUGUU
This is a messenger RNA of Neodiprion fabricii, 3205 nucleotides long. RefSeq lists its product as uncharacterized. The record is from RefSeq and is a predicted model, not a curated record. NCBI's taxonomy places the organism in Eukaryota, Metazoa, Arthropoda, Insecta, Hymenoptera, Diprionidae. The transcript has 3 exons. The coding region runs from base 2341 to 2925 and encodes 194 amino acids.